This is a messenger RNA of Oncorhynchus masou masou (cherry salmon), 1655 nucleotides long. It is a transcript of the gene maip1, whose product is annotated as matrix AAA peptidase interacting protein 1. Gene Ontology annotation, biological process: protein insertion into mitochondrial inner membrane from matrix. The record is from RefSeq and is a predicted model, not a curated record. The transcript has 5 exons. Gene Ontology annotation, molecular function: ribosome binding. Gene Ontology annotation, cellular component: mitochondrial inner membrane. NCBI's taxonomy places the organism in Eukaryota, Metazoa, Chordata, Actinopteri, Salmoniformes, Salmonidae. Bases 50 to 796 code for a protein of 248 amino acids.
CUGUCGGACGAUGCAUACUUAAAGGACCGAGUUGCUGUGGGAGGAAAAGAUGGCGCUGCCCAUGUUAAGAGGUUGCUACCGUAGCAGGCCGCCUUCAGUACUGAUUCGUUUCUUGAAACCUGAUCACGUUGUGCAGCCCCAGUCCAACAAGACUACUCGCCUGGCUCCAACUUUGUCCAUUGGUGUCGUUUCCACAGUCCGAUCUUACAGCUCUGAUCGAGGUGGAGGUAAACAAAACCAGAAGGUGGUUGUGGUUGGCAUCCCCAACCCUUUCAUAUGGUUUCGAACCCGAAUAUACUAUUUUUUGAUUCGGGUUUAUUUUGACAAGGAAUUCAAAAUCGAAGAAUUCACAGAAGGAUCUAAACAGGCAUUCUCCCAUGUUUCAAGACUGUUGUCAGGGAGUCAAUUUGAGUCUCUUGAAGGUCUGGUUGCUAAAGACCUGAUUGCAAAACUGGAAGAGAAAUGUGCUCUGCUCCCUCCCAGCCACCUGCAAGCGCUUUCUGCUGAUCCGGAAGACUUGAUGUACACAACACCAGGGGAUGUUGGCAUCUGUUAUGAUGAUGAUGGGCGGAAGUUUGUCAGUAUUCUGAUGAGGUACUGGUAUCUAACAAGUGCCCGGUUGCCUGAGGAAUCAUUGGAGGGAACACGCAUCUUUCAGGUGGCCAUAGGUGGUGAGGGUGAGCCAGAGACUAAGAGAUUGCUCACAGCGAACUAUGAAUUCCAAAGGGAGUUUACUAAAGGGGUGCCGCCGGACUGGACCAUCACCAGGAUAGAGCACUCCAAGCUGCUGGAUUAAACUGGGAUUGUGAAUGGAGAUUAUAGGGGGAGAUGGAGAGUAGUAGAGAGACAUAGAAUGGAAGACCAUCCUUCUUCCUGACCCUACAAGAAUAUCCCCCUAACUGCUAAAAUCUUGAGAUGCUCCUCAGGAGCAAAAUAGCUCUCAAACUCAAGACCAGAAAAGAUAUGGGGAAUAUUUGGGGCAAACUUUCUAUCUGCCAGAAGUCACAUACUAUCCACUGUAGAAAAAGAGCAAAAGUCAAACAUGUCUGUUCAUAAUUGUACUACUAUACGGAAGUCUGUGUAAGACCAGGUUGUUCAGUUGUUUUGCCCUUGUCUUAGGAAGCACCGCAAUCAAUGAUCAAAACUAGGCUUUGUCAGUUCUGCCUAUAAGGCCUGAGAUUCAUUAUUUUGUUUAAUGGGGAGGAUAGACAAGGGGCAUACAGACAGUGUGAAAAUGAGCUCUGUAUUGAGAUUCACCAUAUUGAGAAUCUAUCUUCGAUCUGCUUCUGUCCACGCUUUGGUGUCUUCAAGUAAAGCGUGCACACAGACUGAAGAAAAUGUCACACUUUAUGUUUAGGUUUCAGAUGUAAACAACAAAAACAUGAUGAUAAUUCAAGCAUGCCCUGAGCAAACUUUUCUCAAAUCUCCUUGUACUCUUGCUUUCACACACUCAAUAGUUAUGUAGAGAGGAUGAAUUCCAACUAUGCCAUAAAAAUUACGAUAGCUACUGUUUCCAUUUCUUGAUGUGCUCUGUCACCAGAAUAGUCCAUCUGAAAAUAAAUGAUAACCAAUUACUGUUGGUGACUGAAAGUAUACAGUUGAAGUCGAAAGUUUACAUGCAUUUAGGUUGGAGUCAUUAAAAACUUGUUUUUCAA